AUGAACGACUCUUAUUCGGAUUGUGCUUGGUUCUCUGCUUAUCUCUCUAAGUCUUUGUCCUCAGAGAAUCAGUUUGAAGGUGCCCUAGCGGACGAAAGCCGUUUACUUCUCGACAACCGUUCAAAAUGCUUCCUCGAGCGUUAUUUCUCCACCGGUUACUCGCCAGACACCUGCGGAGUACCAUAUAAUGACCUCUGCUUGUUGCGGCAUUCCAAUGGUGUGGUUGUUGUUGGCCUGGCACCGGGAAACCACGUGUUUCAUGGAUGUCGGCCACCCGAAUCAGUUGAGGCUCCUCUGACUGCUGAACCUUUUCCAAGCCAUAAUCUCUUAGGCGUUGACUUUCAGCUCAUCUACCUAUUCACACAAUUCUGUGCUCUCGUUUCCUCCAAUGUCGCUACUUCUGACAGUGUUAAAUCUGGCUGUCUAAGAGCCCUCAAUUCUCGUCCCAGAUUACGCUAUAUUCGAGGAUUCAGAACAAAUGGUGCUUAUGUUGGAGUACCUUUCAUUUCGUUUGAAGAUGCGAAUGGAAGGGAUUCGAUAAGCCUGCAAAUCACUGCACAUUUUCUCAAAUUACAGCCUCAACAAUACUUCGCGGCGCCCCUGAAAAGAGGCCGCGGCUACCCGGGGCGCCGCGGUGCACAAUUUUGGAAUCACUAUGGUGCCUAUGUCUAUGCUCGUGUCAGUGUCUGGUAA
This is a messenger RNA of Protopolystoma xenopodis, 693 nucleotides long. The record is from the annotation of a GenBank genome assembly. Lineage: Eukaryota; Metazoa; Platyhelminthes; Monogenea; Polystomatidea; Polystomatidae.